AUGUCUUCCCCGGGUUCCGACGACUGCGAGCACUGGCCCUCCGACAACAAAUUGUGGACGGAGUCGGCGGUCGCUGUCCCUGGAUAUGACAGCAACAACGGAUUGCAGUACCACACGUAUGAGCCCGCCAAGUCGCCAUCACCAGAGAAGGCCCCACCAGCUCCAGUUCCGCAAGUCGUCUACCAAGGCGCUCCGCCUGGACCACUUUAUUGGCCUCACCAGGCUCCUGGCAACCCGCAGGUACAUCUCGUUACCAUACCAUACCAUGUCCAUCGAAUCCGCGCGAUCAAGUCUUUAGUCUUUGCAAUUCAUUCGAGCUCCACUGAGUUAAUGAUCCCAUGCUGACAAUUUCGCAGCCACAGUACUACUCUCAUCCACCACAAGCCUACUACUAUCAGAACCCGACUCAGCAGGGCUACUACACGUACGCCGCCCCACCUGCGCCAGCCCCGAUGCCUCAGCCAGCUCCGAUGCCUCAGCCAGCUCCCUCCGCAGGCCACAAGUUCCACGUCUACGUCCCAGCCGACUCCAAGGACAAAGAGGUGACCGGCAAUGUCUGGGAGGGUCGCAGCAAGCAACAGGUGGAGGAGGACAAUAUGAAGAUUGCCAAGAGAGAGGGUGCGUACGACAAGCGCAAGAUAGCACCAGUCGAUGUGACGGACGACCAGUACUUCUGGGUUGCGGAUCCUGAUGGCGGCCCGUCCACUCUUCGGUAUGUUCGAAUCGACCCGAACACACUCGUGCGGUUGCUAAUUCCGUGAUCGCAGGGACUACCGCUACAUCAAGACCAUCAAGGGUAGCUGGAAGAAGGAUCCGCGCUUCGAAGAUAGCUACUACUUCCUGCGCGAGGAGGAGGAGAAGAAGAAGUAG
Lecanosticta acicola is the source of this 870-nucleotide messenger RNA. The record is from the annotation of a GenBank genome assembly. NCBI's taxonomy places the organism in Eukaryota, Fungi, Ascomycota, Dothideomycetes, Mycosphaerellales, Mycosphaerellaceae.